This is a messenger RNA of Oikopleura dioica, 1824 nucleotides long. The record is from the annotation of a GenBank genome assembly. NCBI's taxonomy places the organism in Eukaryota, Metazoa, Chordata, Appendicularia, Copelata, Oikopleuridae.
AUGACAACAGAAGUCGAAAAUGGUCAGGAAGCAACGCCUGAGAAGACAGAUUCUUCAGUUACCGCGUUGCCAAUAGAAAAGAAAGAGGAAGGACCCGACGAAGAGGAAUCAGAAGCAGAAGAAAUCGACUCAGACGAUGAUUCGGACGACGAUGUAAAUAUUAUGAUCGGAGAUAUCGACGGCGAAGCUGUUAUAAACAUAAACCCAGUACAAAGAUGCAAACAGCGAAGACAAAAAGACAAGACGCCUCAGCAAGCAGAAGUGCUCAUUACUUCUUCAAGCGGAAAAUUGAUCCCAAAUCCUGAAAUAGAUGCACUCACGGAUAAGCCGUGGCAAAAGCCUGGCGCUGACUUAUCAGAUUAUUUUAAUUACGGAUUUGAAGAAACCUCAUGGAGAAAGUACUCGGAGAAGCAGAGAACGCUCAGAGAUCGAGCUUUGCUCCUGCUACGGACAAGGACGAACAUAGCUCAAUUUGCGCCACCUGGAAUGCCGUUCCUUCCAAUGGGACCAUCGCCUAUCAAAUCUGAAAACUUCAACAGAUCUAACCCGCCUCCAGUUAUCAGUUCCAACGGCAGUUUACCAGUAAAUGCCAGCAUGGGUGACCGCAGAGGACCACCAGAUAUCAAAUCAGACAAGGACAGUGGCCCACCGCCGCACCUCAUGCCGCCUCGAUUCGGCAUGCCACCUGGUAUGCCUCCGCGACCAGGGAUGCCAGGAAUGCCGGCGAUGCCGCCUGGAAUGCCGCCUUUUGGCUUUCCCCCGCGGCCGGGUAUGCCUGGCAUGCCUCCCGGAAUGCCUCCUGGCUUUCCUCCAGGCUUCAACCCAGAGACAGAUCAGAGCGCCGUCGGAGAGACGAUGACCGAGGUGGUAGUGACAGAAGCCGCUCGCGGCGCCGCUCACGAGACCGAUCAAGAGACAGAGAUCGCUCCAGAGACCGCGACAGAUCGAGAGACAGAAGCUCUAGAAGAAGCGAUAGGCGAUCCCGCUCAAGAUCGCGCGAUCGAGACAGAGAUCGACACCGUAGAAGAUGAUUUAUUAAAAUUUGUACUGCCAACUGUCGAAGCUCUGUUUUUGUCGAUUCAAAACAUGUUUGGAUCGAUGGAUAACGAUCAGCUAGAGCAGGGCAAUGGGGACACCAAGGAACUCGCUUCCAAGAUGGUCCUCAUUCAGAACAAGCGAUUUUACCUUGAUGUCAAAAAGAACGACCGCGGAAUGUUUGUUAAAGUAGCGGAAGUGUCCCCAGGGGGCAACAAGUCCCGAUUGACGCUUUCGAUGGCUACUGCAGCCGAAUUCCGCGACUUGUUGGCUCGGUCCUUCGGAUCCUGCUCAGCCAGCAGAAGAAAGACAGAAGCCACUGAAGACGGAGCGUCUUCACCGAGAGAGCCGACGAUACUUUUGGAUCUGAAAGAGAACAAUCGCGGACGAUACCUUCGUAUCCGACAGCAAACUGCCUACAACGGACAGGGCCAGGUCCAGAACCAAGGCCCGCCACCCCAGAUUGUUCUCCCAGCCCAAGGGAUGAUUGAAUUCCGAGACACCCUGACUGGAUUGAUUGACGAGUACGGACAGAUCGAAGAAGAUCAGUUUGAAUUACCAAAGCCUCAUGUGAUUGGCGAUAAGCGAAACAAGCAGUUUUUCCUUGACGCUGGUCAAAAUCAGCGAGGAGUCUUCUUGAGAAUCACCGAGCAGACUCGCUAUUAUCGUCAGGCUAUUACAAUUCCGGAGAAGUAUUUCGGCGCCUUCGCUGACUACUUCUGCCAAGCAGCUGAUAAAAUGGAAGCCGCUGGUGAGGGAUCAUCCCACACUGGCAGUUUGAAUGAAUAA